AUGACAGGGGUACAAAAUCCUUCAAACGAAGGGUCUGAAAAGAAUGAAGCCCAAGUCACAUUUAACGAGCAAACUAAUUACGUGCCUAAGAGCACUAUCAUCACAAUCUUUCUGGCAUGCUCAAGCGUCGACCUAUUGGCUUUGAUGGACCAGACGACCCUAGCAGCCAGUUUAUCCAUCAUAGGAAACGCUCUAGGAGCUAGUGACCAGACCUCAUGGAUCUCAGGUGGUUACUUUGUAACAUCAACAUGUUUCCAACUUCUGUAUGGAAAACUGUCCGACAUCUGGUCUCGCAAACUAGUUCUUUUCGUCGGUCUCGCAAUCUUUUUCUUUGGAUCACUAGCAGCAUCUCUAGCCCAGACAGCGACGCAAUUAAUCAUCUUCCGCGCCUUCACUGGUGUCGGCGGUGGCGGCUUAAUGACAGUCGCACAGAUGAUAGUCAGUGAUGUCGUCCCACUUCGUGAACGAGGCAAAUAUCAAGGUAUUCUAGGAGCCGUUGUUGCUAUCGCCAACGGAAUCGGCCCUAUUAUUGGCGGUGCUUUGGCCUCCAUCUCAGAGGAUUCGUGGAGAUGGAUUUUCCGCUUGAACUUGCCAUUAACGGCACUGACUACUCUGGCUGUGUUGUUCUUUAUGCCCCUUCGGAAAGUCACUGGCGAUUGGAAAGUUAAGUUGAAGGCGAUUGAUUUCUUCGGUGCGCUUUUGGCGCUUGGUGGAACUUCGAUUUUGCUUCUUGGGUUGACUUGGGGUGGUGGCGAGUAUUCGUGGGACUCGACGCAUGUAAUUGCAACGCUCGUCGUCGGGUUUGCUAUCUCUGUUGCUUUUGUUGCUUGGCAGUGGAAGGGUACGUCGAUGCCGCUGGUCCCCAUGCAUAUUUUCAAAGGGAGAAUUGUGAAUGGUGCUUGCUUGACUAUGUUCAUCAAUGGAUGGAACUUCUUGGUGCAAGUUUACUACAUUCCCACUUUUUAUCAGUUGGUGUUUGGGUAUUCUACGGUAAAAGCAGCGGCGAUGCUGCUGCCUAUUACCCUUAUGCAAACUGUUAGUAGUACAGGAUCUGGCCUUGUUGUGCACUGGGUUGGUCGCUAUCGAGAAAGUAUCCUGUUUGGAUGGAUUGUCUGGGCUGUUGGCCUUGGUCUCUUGUCCACACUUGACAAGCACUCCAGUUUGGGGAAGCAAAUUGGAUAUGGUAUUUUGACCGGUGUCGGAGUUGGAAAUACAUUGCAGCCCUCUCUCAUUGCCGUUCAAGCUGGCGUUGAAAGACGCGACAUGGCCGUGGUGACGUCGUUUAGGAACUUCGUUCGAAAUCUCGGGGGUACUCUUGGAUUGGCUAUUGCUGGGACUAUCAUUAACAACAUUGUUUCGUCAUCUAUCUCAGUCCUUAAUCUUGAUGAUAUAGAGUCCCGAUCACUUUUGUCUAGCCCACAGAGCUACUUAUCCAAGUUGUCUGCAGAGGAAGCCGAGCACGUUCGCGAUGUGCUGACACCGGCCUACCAAAAGGGCUUCCGAAUUAUCUUCAUUAUAGGAGCAUCUCUUGCGGCCCUUGCCUUCCUCUUGGCUGUUUGGUUAAUGCCACAAGUUGAGUUGAAUCGAGCAGACGAUCAAGCUUUGAAGCAGGAAGCGAAAAAACGAGUGGAGAGAGAAUUGAAGAAACAAGAUAACAAA
Molecule: messenger RNA, 1659 nt
Organism: Penicillium soppii
Lineage: Eukaryota; Fungi; Ascomycota; Eurotiomycetes; Eurotiales; Aspergillaceae
Product: MDR family MFS transporter
Exons: 7
Biological process (GO): transmembrane transport
Molecular function (GO): transmembrane transporter activity
Source: RefSeq, a predicted model, not a curated record